AUGACCCGAAGUUGCUCCGCUGUGGGUUGCAGCACCCGGGAUACCCUGCAGAGCCGCGAGCACGGCUACUCUUUCCAUCAAUUUCCAAGCGAUACCAUACUGCGCUCAAAAUGGAUCAAGGCUGUUAAUCGCAUGGAUCCCAGAAGCAAAAAGAUUUGGAUCCCAGGACCAUGUGCUAUACUAUGUUCCAAACAUUUUCUUGAAAGUGACUUUGAGUCAUAUGGCUUAAGAAGAAUGCUGAAAAAAGAAGCUGUGCCUUCUGUUUCUCUAUACAAGGAUCUUCAAGAUGUGCAACAAAACGGUAAAGCAAGACAGAAAAUCCCAAAAGAGCCUCUUCCUGAUGAUUCUGAAGAGGUUGCUACCGAGGACCAUAACUACAGUUUAAAGAGAUCUUUGACAGCAGAAGAGAACCUGGCUGAAGUGCAACAGAUGUUACCAUUGUCCAAAAAAAGACUUGUUCCUGCCAAAAACCACAGCAUGAUGAAGAAGAGAGAGGGUUUACAAUUAAUUGAUACACUGGUGGAAGAAAGACUACUUUCUGAAGAAACAGAGUGUCUGCUACGAGCACAAUUUUCAGAUUUUAAGUGGGAAUUGUACAACUGGAGUGAAACAUCUGAGUACUCUACAGAAAUGAAGCGAUUUGCGUGUACACUCUAUUUGUGCAGUAGCAAAGCCUAUGAUUAUGUAAGAAAGAUUCUUAAACUGCCUCAUUCUUCCAUCCUGAGAACAUGGUUAUCCAAAUGCAAACCCAGCCCAGGUUUCAACAGCAACGUUUUUUCUUUUCUUCAACAAAGAGUCGAUAACGGAGACCUGCUGUAUCGGUAUUGUUCACUGAUAAUAAAAGGUGUUUCUCUCAAGCAGCAGGUGCAGUGGGAUCCCAGCAGUCAACAUUUGCAAGGGUUUAUGGACUUCGGUCUCGGCACACUGGAUGCUGAUGAAAUGCCACUCGCCUCAGAAACUGUUUUGUUGAUGGCAGUGGGUAUUUGUGGUCAUUGGAAAACACCUCUUGGUUAUUUUUUUGUAAACAAAGCGUCUGGAUAUUUGCAAGCUCAGCUGCUUCGUCUUACUAUUGGCAAACUGAGCGACAUAGGGGUCACAGUUGUGGCUGUUACGUCUGAUGCUACAGCUCAGAGUGUUCAGAUGGCAAAAGCAUUGGGGAUACACAUUGAUGAAGACAACAUGAAGUACACAUUCCAGCAUCCUUCAUCUUCUAGUCAACAGAUUGCAUACUUCUUUGAUUCUUGCCACUUGCUUGGAUUAAUAAGAAAUGCAUUUCAGAGUUUUCAGAGCAUUCAGUUUAGUAAUGGCACAGCACAUUGGCAGCACCUGGUGGACUUAGUAGCACUAGAGGAGCAGGAAUUAUCAAGCAUGGAAAGAAUCCCAAGAAAACUUGCAAAUUUGAAAAACCAUGUACUAAAAGUGAAUUCAGCUGCCCAACUCUUCACCGAGAGUGUAGCCAGUGCGUUAGAAUGUUUGCUGUCGUUAAGCCUGCCACCUUUUCAAAAUUGUAUUGGUACCAUCCACUUUGUACGCUUAAUUAAUAAUCUCUUUGAAAUUUUUAAUAGUAGAAACUAUUAUGGAAAGGGACUUAAAGGACCUCUAAUGCUUGCAACUUUUAAUAAAAUUAAUCAAGUAUUAACUGAAGCCAAGACUAUUUUUGUUACUUUAUCUGAUACUAGCAAUAAUCAGAUAAUUAAAGGUAAGCGAAAACUAGGAUUCUUGGGAUUUUUGCUUAAUGCUGAGAGCUUAAAAUGGCUCUAUCAAAAUUAUGUUUUCCCAAAGGUAUGGCCUUUUCCAUAUCUUCUUACUUACAAAUUCAGCCAAGACCAUCUGGAAUUAUUUCUAAAGAUGCUUAGAAAAAUUCUAGCAACCAGUUCUAACCCUACCUGCAUGGCAUUCGAGAAAGCUUACCAUAAUUUGGAAACCAGAUACAGAUUACAAGGUGAAGUUUUUCUAAGUGACCUGAGCAUCCUCGACAUAUCAAUUGCUCGAAGGACAGACAUAAACCUGUGUACAGUUCAACGUCAUUAUGGCGUUAACAUUAUAAAGACUCCUUUUCACAAUGAGGAUAUUUGCCUAGAUUGGUCUAAUUGUUCACUAAGUGAGGCAUUACUAGACCUAUCGGAUUAUAGGCGAAAUCUCACCUAUUGUGCUGGUUAUGUUGCAGAUACAUUAUCAGCUCUUUUAACUUGUGAGGACUGUGUCAGUGCACUGUAUGCAUCGGAUCUCAAAGUCUCUAAAAUUGGGUCACUGCUGUGUGUUAAAAAGAAGAAUGGUUUGCAUAUCCCUUCAGAAAGUUUAUGUCGAGUCAUAAACAUUUGUGAGCAGGUUGUAAGAACCCAUUCAAAAAUGGCAAUUUAUGAACAACUUCCUAAGCAGAGGGAAUUAUGUCUUCAACAGGAAAUAUUAUGUGAGCUUUCUGGACAUAGUUAUCUUUUUGUAGAUUUAGAUGAGCAUCUCUUUGAUGGAGAAGUGUGUGCCACCAAUCACUUUGUAAAGUUACUAAAGGAUAUAAUAAUCUGCUUCUUAAAGUUGAGAGCUAAACAGAGGGAAUUAUAUCUGCUUCUUAAAGUUGAGAGCUAA
Molecule: messenger RNA, 2583 nt
Organism: Pipistrellus nathusii (Nathusius's pipistrelle)
Lineage: Eukaryota; Metazoa; Chordata; Mammalia; Chiroptera; Vespertilionidae
Source: the annotation of a GenBank genome assembly